Soboliphyme baturini is the source of this 615-nucleotide messenger RNA. The record is from the annotation of a GenBank genome assembly. Lineage: Eukaryota; Metazoa; Nematoda; Enoplea; Dioctophymatida; Soboliphymatidae.
AUGCCGUUUUACGUUAAGGCUCGCGAUCGCAUGUUAAAAUGGUUGGAUGACUAUGCCGAGCAAAAAAUCAGCCUAGCCACAAAGGCGAUCUCAGAAUUCGUCUCAGCAAAAUUGAAGGGCAUCUGUAAGCACCCGACUGUGUUGACAUAUUCUUCGUCUUCCACCGUCGAGGCGUGCCUUUAUGCGGCCGCAAAUCAGGGCAUCGACUUUGACGUGGUCGUUGUGGAUUCGCAGCCACAGGGUUUUGAAAUGGCAAAGAAUCUCAUUGAAAAAGGUUUCAAAUGUGACUACGUACUGAUUGGUGGCAUCAUGCAUGUGCUAAGGGAGGUUUCCAUUGUUAUUUUGAGAGCAGACGGCAUCUUGGCCAAUGGCAGUGUUAUUGCCCCAUUUGGAAGCAGUCAAGUUGCACUGGUAGCUAGCAAACACAACAUUCCAGUCCUUGUAUUGUGUCAGACUUACAAAUUUUGUGAAAAGGUCUUGACGAGUCCGUUGGAAGCUAGUUGGACUGAUUGUGAAGUUAUGCCGGCCGAAUUUGUUACUGGUGUUGUUACCGAGAUUCGAAUGUUGCCAUGUAGUGCUGUCCCUGCCGUGCUAAGGAUAAGUCAGCCAACCUAA